GCGGCUUCAGUGGCUACCUGGGCUGGAGGAAGUCAUCUAAACAGAAUCAACAAGAGGAGCGGAGGUUCGGGAAACAAGGACUUCCAUUUUAUCACCGAGAAGGGGGAAAAAACAAAAAACAAAAACAAAGCCAAAGAGAGCUCCGGAUUCAUUUGAGCGAAAGUAAACCCGCCGAAGGGCUUCGGAUCACCCCGAGAUCACAUUCCAGCAGAGGAAGAUGAGUCUCUCACCCCGCACUAAGCUUGUCUGACGGACUGGGGGCUCUUUGGACUUCAGUGCACUCAUUCUCUGUCAGCAACUUUGACUAAAAGAAUCUAAAAUCCUGAGAGGGGCGGGGGGAACAACUCUUUUCCUUAAAAGGGAUAACAGGAAAGCUUUAAGAUGGAGGAGGGAUAUGAGCUCGACCUCACCUAUAUCACAGAACGGAUCAUCGCCGUCUCCUUCCCUCGGGGAUGCUCUGAGGAGAUCUACUUGCUUAAUCUAAAGGAUGUCACACGAAUGCUCAAAUCCAAGCAUGCGGAUAAUUACCUGAUUAUUAACCUGUCAGAGAGAAGACAUGACCUCACCAGAAUGAACCCAAAGACUUUGGACACCGGUUGGCCAGACCUACAUGCUCCUCCGCUGGAUAAGAUCUGCACCAUCUGUAAAGCCAUGGAGAGUUGGCUCAAUGCCAACCCUUUACAUGUGGUCGUCAUACACUGCAGGGGUGGCAAGGGUCGAAUUGGUGUUGUCAUUUCCUCCUUUGUGCAUUUCACUGACGUGUCUGCCAGUGCUGAUCAAGCAUUGGACCGCUUUGCCAUGAGGAAAUACUACGAUGACAAGGUCUCAGCUCUGAUGACACCUUCACAGAAGCGGUAUGUUUGGAUCCUCAACAGUUUACUAAGUGGGUCCAUGAAGAUCAAUGCCUCACCUUUGUUCCUGCACUGUGUCGUCCUCCAUGGGAUCCCAAACUUUGAGACUGCCAGCAGAGUGUGUUGCCCAUACAUCAAAGUCUACCAAGGAAUGCAAGCAGUGUACUCCUCUGGAAUCUAUCACAUUGGCUCAAAUCACAGGGAUCGCGUGUGUAUCAAUCUGGAGCCUGCCCAGCUCCUGAAAGGGGACAUCAUGAUUAAAUGCUAUCACAAAAGUGAUGUAACGUCAGAACGUGAGGUGAUUUUCCGGCUGCAAUUCCACACGGGAGCAGUACAGGGUUACAACCUGAUAUUUGAAAAGGAGGACAUGGAGAAUGCCAACAAAGAUCCCAGAUUUCCAGAUUAUGGCAAGGUUGAACUUAUCUUUUCUGAAGGACCAGAAAGAAUUCCGGGUGCUGACAGGUGGCAAAAUGGACCCGAUGUCAUUGUGGAUUACAACACAGCAGAUCCUCUGACUCGCUGGGACUCGUACAAGAACAUCUGUGAUGGUGAAGCGCCACGCUCUCAGGGCCUAAACCAGGACAAAGCAGCUAGCAAGAGGAGCGCUGUCUUUGGAGAAGCCACCACGCUGGGAAGAGGGACCCGCACAACCUCCACCACCUCUAGCCCUGACCAUAGUGACCACGCCCUGUCUGUGAGCAGCGACUCAGGCCUGUCCAGCACAUCUCUGUGGGCAGAAAGACAGACACCUGUCACCACCACCACCACCACCACCAGCAGCAGUAGCAGCACCACCACUGUGAGAGCUAACCAGGGACCAAGUCCACAGGAGAAGGUCCAGCUGAAGCAGCUCCUCAGUGGUUUUGGUCUCGAGGAUCCUUCCCUGGAUGAGAUGGAUGACCCAGGUCCUAAGUUGGACUUGAAACAGACACUUCCAGUACAGUUGCACUUUAAUGGAGACACCCGACCCCGAGAGAGAGAGACGGACAUCCUUGAUGAUGAAAUCAACACAGGUCAUGAUCUGCACAGUUUGGACAGCCUAGGAACUCUGUCGUCCUCGUGCCACAAGAGUAGCCAAAACUCCCUUCUUUCAGAUGGGUUCGAGUGUCCUGGAUCAGAGGACCAUCACAACCAGCACCACUUUCAUCACUCUGCACCUCAACAAAUGGAUGAUAUUGAAAGAAGAAUCUUUUUGAGGUCCAGAAGCAACUCUAACCCCAGCAGUGCUCCUACACCAAAGCAGCAUGUCUACAGACAGGAGAGCUACUCCACACAGUCCUGGGUUCGGCAGCAACAGAUGGUUGCUGUACAGCAGUUUAACUACAUGCCUAAGGAUGGAAAUGACACAGAAAGGUAUUCUGGGAUCAAAUCUGGGAGCGGUUCACCCAAAGAAAGUCUGGCCAACCAACCACAGAACCACAUGAGGGACACAAAAAUGGAUAGUGUAAAGAACACAGUACCUCACAAGGAACAGCCAACCACCAAUAAUAACCACAACAAUAACAAGCAUGAUGACGAGAUAAAAUCCCUAACAAUGGAUAUUGAUAACUCCAUUGAUCAGCUAAAUCAGCUGAUCAUGGACCUGGAUCCCGUGUUUAUGCCUAGACCAGGCUUCAACAAGUCUACCAAGAGGGAUGACGGGACACAGUUCAACGACUCAGUCAACAAAAGUUUAAACAGCAUUGAUGUCAGAUUCAACGAUUGUAACACGGCAACUCUGAAAAACUCACCGCAGACAGUUGCCCAGUCCAAUGAUGUGCGAAGUGGCAUCACACGGAGUUUGAGUUGCCAAAGGCAGGAUGUAAUGGAUCAUCACUCAGACUUUUGUAACUCAGGGUGGGGUGACCCAGAGGAGUACAAAGCCCAGCAGACAUACCCCCAGUGUGUCUCUCAGUUUCAACAUCCCACGUUGUACAGAAGUCACAGUACCAGUUAUAGAACCCAGGGCCUAGACAACACUGGUGGAGUUGAGAAGGGCAUGCCUCCACCCACUCCUGCAUUCCCCAUCUCACCAACAACACCUUACGUGAAAACUAUGUCAGAGUUCACUGAGCUCAGCCAAAUUCCAUCUCCCAACAUGCAGUCAUUUAGAGGCUUUGGACCAAAUCAAGAACCUCAUGGACAUUCUGUGAUCAAUCAUGUGACCUUCGAGACUUUGCCAGAUUCCUCCAUCAACUGCCACAGGAUGCUAAAUUCAACAUACUCUACCUCCAUCACUGGAAAUCAUCAGCAGACAGACAGCUCCUCUGUAAGUCAGUCCUGGCCAGAGCAUGAUGUCCUGACCCACCACUCCUCCCUGAGUAGCUACCCAUCUGUCCGACAGCCACCACCACCCUCGGUGUCUCUCGAAUAUGGCCGUCACUCUCCCUUGCAUCCUCCAUUACACCAUCCCCAUGCACAUUCUGUGCCUAACGCACACAGCUCUCCACGAAGCAGCCAGCGAAGCUGUUUGGCUGGCUACACAAUCAGCCGUAGUCCCCAGUGCUUUGACGAGCAAGACAGCUCAGUUCACGGCUGUCUGGACAUGGGUAUCGACAGGGAUCUUCUAACUUCAAUGGACAAUCAACAUCAGCUACAGUUUCCCCAGACGCAGCCUCCUCUGCUUCCUGAGAAAAAGAGGGUAUCAGAUGGAGAGCAUUCACUGCAGUCUACAUCUCCAGCCCUCAGCGGGUUCUCGAGUCCCCACAGUGGGAGCUCCCUGAGUAUUCCUUUCCCUAAUGUGCUGCCCGACUUGUCAGCUCAGACACCACUUGCUUCCUCACCUCUCCCAGAUGUACUGGUCAGCAAGCAGGUGACGGUAAAGUUUGUUCAGGACACGUCAAAAUUCUGGUAUAAACCAGAUAUUUCAAGAGAUCAAGCUAUUUCAGUUUUGAAGGAGAAGGAGCCUGGCUGCUUCAUAGUUAGGGACAGCCACUCCUUCAAAGGGGCUUACGGUCUGGCUAUGAAGGUGUCUACGCCUCCUCCUUCAGUCAUCCAGCAGAGCAGAAAAGGAGGUGAUCUGUCCAACGAAUUGGUGCGCCACUUCCUGAUUGAGUGCACACAGAAAGGCGUGCGUCUGAAGGGGUGCCCAAAUGAGCCCUACUUUGGAAGCUUAACAGCAUUGGUUUACCAACAUUCGAUCACCCCACUGGCUCUUCCCUGUAAACUUAUAAUACCUGACAAAGAUCCUCUUGAAGAUGUUGUGGAGACCAUUUCACAUUCAGUCACUAACUCAGCUACUGAGCUGCUGAAACAGGGAGCAGCUUGUAAUGUGUGGUACCUGAGCUCUGUGGAGAUGGAGUCUCUAACAGGAGUCCAGGCAGUGCAGAAAGCCACGACCAUGACCCUGGACGCUGACUCUCCACCAAUCCCCACUGUGGUCCAUUUCAAAGUUUCCUCCCAGGGAAUUACUCUAACGGAUAACCAGAGGAAACUCUUUUUCAGGAGACAUUACAAUGUCAACACCGUGAUAUUUUGUGCUUUGGACCCUCAAGAUAGAAAGUGGAAGAAAGAUGGAUUUCCAUCAGCAAAAAUCUUUGGCUUUGUGGCAAGGAAAACUGGCACUUCCAUGGACAAUGUGUGCCACCUAUUUGCAGAACAUGACCCCGAACAGCCAGCAAGUGCCAUUGUGAACUUUGUCUCUAAAGUGAUGAUUGGCUCACAAAGGAGUAAGUAGGGCAGAGCUGAUCACCUGGAAAAAUGUUUACUGAAGCCAGACGCAGCAACCAAAAGACUGAGGAUACGGAGUUCCUAAAAACAGGAACUGCUAAUGAAAUAGACUCUGACUGUGGAUGUUAAAUGGAUAUUUACUGAGUGUUGCUGAAAUACUCACUGGUUAUACCAUUAGUAGAAAAACAGUGAGAUGUUUCAAAAAUGAAAACAGAUUCUUUUUUGUUUAUUUCUAAUUGAAAUUUAAGCCAGCUCAAGAUCCUUAAAGUAUUGUUAUUUCUAUACAUUGAUAAUUCUAGUGUCCUGUACUGUUAUAAAUUAUUAUUAAAUAAUCAACAUCUUUCACAUUUAUGAACACAGGUGAUUAGAAUGUACAAAGCCUGAAAAGAAAUUAAGCUUAUAUUGCAUCAACAUAAUCUAAGACUGAUCAUUUUCUAAAGUUUUCUCUCUUCUUCCCCAAGUACAUUUAUUUAACUUAGACAAAUAAAAUUCUAUGUUAAGAAACAAGAGAGUUUUUGUUAGUUUUUCAGCUUCCUUGAAAAUUUAACUUAAUGACUCCUUUACUCUUCACUGUUGAUCAGAGUGUUAAGAAUCUCUAGUUAGCUCUCUAGAAUUUUCUGUUCUCUUAUGGGACAAAUAUUGCUUGACGUAGAGGGUGAUUUUUCUCAGCAAGUUUGCAUAAUGAGAAAAUAUGCCUUUUAGAUGUGUGACAACAUAAAUAUGUGGUUGGAGCAAUGUGCUUUUUAAAUUCAUAUUUUUACUUACAAGUUAAUUCCAAACUGACUUAGUCCAAGCAAUUAACAAACAUUACUUUGUAGGGAACGCACAAGCAUAUCUUUUACUAUAUCUGAGUAUCUCAGUUUGAACUUUGAAUAUCUGAAAAACAGAGUAACAAAUGGGGAAAAUAUGUAUGUUUGGAGCUAGCUAUGUUUAUUUUAUAUUGUAAUAUUUUACCUAUGCAAUGUGUAUUUCUUUUUUUGAGUACAGUAUGCAUGAGUUGUAUUGGAGUGUCUUUUUUAAAGUGUUAUGGUCUUUUUUUUGUCAUAAGAUAUAGUAGAACAUGACCAUUUGGAUAUAUAUUUUUUAGGGAUUUUAUGUGUUUUUGUAUUAAAUUUAUAGGCAAUGUACGAUGCUGUUUCAUCUAAACCUUAAAAAAUAAUAUAUAUAUAUAUAUGUAUAUAUUAUGUAUUAUAUAUAUGCAUAUAUAUAAUACAUGCAAAAACUCAUUAAAAGACAAUAUUGCUAUUUUAUAAAAGAUGAUUGUUGCCUAUCAAAAUCAGAUACCAAGAUUUCCAGCUUUAAUUUUUUUUGUUCUUUGCUGGAAUACUAUGGCCAGAAACAGUCUUGUAGUCUAUUUGAGGUCUUUCUGACUUAAAAAGGAAACAGGCUAUUGAAUGUGGGGGCAAGAAGAUCAGUAGAGGAGACUUUAACCUUUAACUAAAAUGAAUUAAAUAUAUAGUUCAGUGUUGGAAGCGUACUUAGUCACCAUGCACCUGUGCUUGGGGGCAAAAAUUACUUUUAACUAUCCAAGCCUGUUGUAUUAGAGAUAGUGGCUGUUUUCAAAAAUCUAAAUCAAAUCAAAUUUUAUUUGUGUAGCACAUUUCAGCAGCAAGGCAUUUCAAAGUGCUUUACAUCAUAAACACAAAGUCAUGCAACAUAGAAUAAACAAUACAUUGUUACAUAUUACAUUUCAAAUACAAUUCUAAACAGGUGUGUUUUUAGUUGAGAUUUAAAGGAAGUCAGGGUUUCCGCUGUUUUACAGUUUACAGUUUUCAUGUACCUUCUUUGCUUUGGAUAAUCAUUUGAAUCCAGACAGGGACCCACAGUCACAACAAGAUUGUUGGUAUUAUUGCAUGGAUUUUCCAUGAAACCUGAUACUUUCCUGCACUGCAUAAGAAGCUGUUUUUCCUCAUUGUCUAACAUUAAAUCAAGCUAAUGUUUUCUUGUGUUAGGUCAGUAUGGAUAAUUCAGUUAUUUCUAUUUGUUUAAUGCCAGAAUAUUAAAAUUUGUUUUAGAUAAGAUUUUCCUACUUUCUUCAGAUACAUAUGUUUAAAUACUUCAAGACUACCAUGUUUAUAAACUAUUUGGGAAAGCCCAAAUGAUGAUAAUCUCCCAGCUUUGUAAGUUUCUUAUAAGUCAGUUAACAACAUUUGUAUAGAGGCCCGAAGUUUGACAUUUUUAGUUCUUCAAAAAAUAGGUGAGUACUAAAGCCAUGAGGCUCCCAUCAUAUAUGUCUCCCAUCAGAGACAUAUAUGACAACAUGUGUCAAAAUAGGAGUGUUUGUAACAUUUACCAUUGUUACAUUUAUAAGGUCGAAGUGAGAAUUUUGCAUGUGCCAUCAACAGCUGAUAUGUAGGGAGGUGGCAGGAUCAUGCUCUGUGGCUGAUUUGCUGCUGGAAGGGCUUCUGCUCUUCACAAGAUUAAAAGUAUCAUGAAAGAAUGUAUUGUGGAAAUAUUGAAGCAACAUCUCAGGACGUCCACAGGGAAGUUAAAGUUUGAGCACAAAUUGAUCUUCCAAAAGGACAAUGAGCCAAAGUAUUUUGUCAAAUUAAAUAAGAAGGGCAUAGAGGUUCUCAAAAUCAAGCUGUACAUUUCAAAGGACACUGUUGCCAAACCCUAUAAAACUGUAUGUAAGCGUCUGAAUUUGAGGAAAGUAUUUUAUUUCUCAAUAUAUUCUAGCAUUUGUCAAACCGAAAUAAACUGGGAAAUGACUGGACUCACAUAAUGUCAGCAAGUAAAAAAAAAGGUAGUUAUUUUAUACAGCAUAUGUACAUAUUUGGUUUUAAGUGCGAGACUUUUGAGAUUCAGAUCAAAGGUAUUAUAGUAUGAACUUAAGAUCAAAUGUUGACAUAUAUGUAACUCUAUAUGAACAUGUACCUCAUGCUUAUUUUAUAAUGCCUGUGCAUAUAAUGUGUUAUAUGUGUACAUCUUUUUGUAUUGAUAUCAUGUCCUUUGAUGUGUUAUGUAAAUAAACACUGAAUUUUUUUUUUCUGUUUUAAGAGAGACCAUUCUUUAGCAAAAUCAGUUGCAAGGUAGACACAGAACCUGUUCAAGGCUAAUGAGCAAUGGUACAGAAUAUAGGUUGUUUUUGUUUUGUUAAUUGAAUAAGAGAAUAGAGAUGGAUAAAGGCAGUUUUGCUUCAUUACUUUAUUUCUUUUCCUUGGCUUUCUUAUUUUUUGGCCUUCAAAUGAGCAAAACGCUAGAAAAAAUUGGUGUAGCCCAAGGGUUAAUUUUUCAAGUUGAACUGCAGAAAUGUGAUUGCAUGUGAGAGAGAAAGUUAUUCAAAAGAGAGUUGCAAAUGACAGCAUUGCCAAUCAAAGUUUAAAGCAUGUAUCCAUCGACACAAAAAGAAAAACCAAACAGUGAUUGACUUCUUUUGCUGAGAUCAGCCAAACAAAAGGAUGAGCUUGAGUACAAUAUGAGGCAAAACUGACAAGACAGCUAAAACAUUCUUAGAUGUGGAAUAUUCUUCCUGUUCUGUUAAAGUGUUGGUAUCAAGAAUGUUCAUUUGAGGUCUUCUAUUUUACAUGUUUUCCUGCUGAGAUGAACCUUGUUGCCUACUGUAAAAAAGUUCUAUUGUCACAUUAUAACUGGAAAUAAAUGAUCUUUGCUGCCA
Molecule: messenger RNA, 8115 nt
Organism: Poeciliopsis prolifica (blackstripe livebearer)
Lineage: Eukaryota; Metazoa; Chordata; Actinopteri; Cyprinodontiformes; Poeciliidae
Product: tensin-3-like
Exons: 27
Coding region: 382-4506 (1374 amino acids)
Biological process (GO): dephosphorylation
Molecular function (GO): protein binding; phosphatase activity
Source: RefSeq, a predicted model, not a curated record